AUGAUCGACCAGGAGGCCCCCCAAUAUUGGUGUGUCCAGGAGUGGGAUCGCAAGGUGAAUAACGCCGCGACCUACCUGCCACAGGACACAGCCCUGCGCCUUGAAAAGAACAUGGCCGGGCUCUUUGCAGAUGGCCACUGGCUCCGCGAUCGGGUGGCAAGGCACUUGGUGAGCUUCUACGAGGCUUUGGGAGCAGCCGAGGAGGCCCUUACCUUUGCCAGGCGCUGCGUGGACUUCGCUGCCAAGGUGUAUCCUGGCUUCAGCGCUCUUCACGCUUGGUCCCUUGAGACACAGGGCGACCUUAUUCUCCGCGUGGCCGGCUUCGGCGUUGGCCCCGAUCACGUCGAAGCGCCAGGCUCCGUGGAUGCCUCUGUGUGCCGCGAGGUGACCGGGGUCUACAGCGAGGCUGCAGAAGCCUUGCGGGCACUUUUCGGCGCCGACCACGAGUUCUAUGUCGCCAUCCGUGACAAGCGCGAUGCCCUGCGUGAGCUCUGUACCGCCAAUGGGCGGCAGAGCCCGAAAGAUGUGACCAACCGUGCGAAGCCGGAAGAGACCUGGUGA
Molecule: messenger RNA, 561 nt
Organism: Symbiodinium necroappetens
Lineage: Eukaryota; Dinophyceae; Suessiales; Symbiodiniaceae
Source: the annotation of a GenBank genome assembly